AUGGCUGCCUAUCUCACACAGCGCAUCUCACACCCUCACAUUGCACAUCCUCACCAUGGCAUCACCGUUUCUCGCGCCGGCACUCCAGCUCCUGAGAAGAGGGCGAAAUGCUCCGUACCGAUCCCUAAUGUUGCUGCCAAAGGCGUAUCUUUCUUCACGCCCGAGCAAGAUCCCGCUCCAGGCAGUGCUUCUCAAAUUCAAGCGUCUGGAAAACCAGUGCCCAAGCUUUUUUCUCCUCUCAAGAUUCGCGAUAUUCAAAUGCCGAAUCGCAUUUGGGUGAGCCCCAUGUGCCAGUACAGCGCGCAUGAGGGGUUUCAAACACCGUGGCACAUCACUCACUAUGGAGGAAUGGCUCAGCGCGGUCCCGGUCUUAUAAUGAUUGAAGCUACUGCCGUGCAAGCCAAUGGCCGUAUCACUCCAGAAGACUCGGGUUUAUGGCUUGACGCCCACAUCGAUACUCUAAAGAAGCAUGUCGAUUUUGCGCACAGUCAGAAUGGCCUCAUUGGCAUACAACUUGGUCAUGCAGGUCGUAAAGCCUCCACAGUUGCGCCUUGGCUCAGCUCCGGCGCAACGGCUACUGAAGAAGUCGGUGGCUGGCCGGCAGACGUUGUAGGACCCAGCAAUGAGGCCUUCAGCGAACAUUAUCCAAAGCCGCGCUCUAUGAGUCUUGCAGAAAUUGAGCAGUUCAAGCACGACUUUCUCUCUGCUGUUCGCCGUGCCCUUCGCGCUGGUUUUGACGUUAUUGAGCUGCAUUUUGCGCAUGGGUAUCUCGUUUCAAGUUUUCUAUCGCCGGCUGUGAACAAACGAAUAGAUCAAUAUGGCGGGAGUUUUGAGAAUCGUGCUCGCCUAGCGCUCGAACUGGUGGAGGCGACGCGACAAGUUAUCCCCAAGGGAAUGCCUUUAUUUGUGCGUAUUAGCGCAACCGACUGGCUGGACACAAACCUAGACUGGAGAGGAGGGCCAAGUUGGAAUGUCGACGAGAGCAUCAAGCUGGCCAAGCUCUUUGCCCAACGUGGCGUUGACGUUCUAGAUGUAUCAAGCGGGGGCAAUCACUCCCAGCAAAAGGUUGUCGGUGGGCCAGGAUACCAGGCUCCGUUUGCAAAGAAGAUCAAAGCCGCAGUAGGAGACACGAUGCUUGUCAGCUCGGUGGGAAGCAUCAAGACAGGAGAGUUGGCACAGAAACUAAUUAAAGGAAGUGAGGAUAUCGAGGAUACGCCACUGGACCUGAUUGCUGCGGGCCGCAUGUUCCAAAAGAAUCCUGGGCUGGUGUGGGCGUGGGCAGAUGACUUGGAAGUGUCUAUCACUCUUGCGCAUCAAAUUGGAUGGGGAUUUGGAGGAAGAGCGCCGAAGAAGAUCACCAAGUAG
This is a messenger RNA of Trichoderma virens Gv29-8, 1365 nucleotides long. RefSeq lists its product as uncharacterized. Gene Ontology annotation, cellular component: intracellular anatomical structure. Gene Ontology annotation, molecular function: NADPH dehydrogenase activity; NADP binding; FMN binding. The transcript is spliced from 2 exons. NCBI's taxonomy places the organism in Eukaryota, Fungi, Ascomycota, Sordariomycetes, Hypocreales, Hypocreaceae. The coding region runs from base 1 to 1365 and encodes 454 amino acids. The record is from RefSeq and is a predicted model, not a curated record.